AAAAAAUUAUUGUUUUUUCAUGUCUGCAUAUAAAUUAUUGAAAUCUCCACUUCCGUUCCACCCCCCGUUAUCACCACCUUCACUUUAAACUCACCGCCGGUUUCAUAGCUUUUAUAUACUACCCCUAAGCACUCUCUUCUUAACAAAAGCUUUAUCAGAUUCCGACUCCAAUAUUUGGUAUUCAGUCAGCAGAAUCAGGAAAUGGUUAAAAGGUAUGGAGUGUAUUGAUGUGAAGAGAAUACCAUGUUGCAGUGCAUAGACGGAUUGAAGCAUUUAUUUGCUUCAGUGCUGCAAUGCUGUGAUAUUGAUUUGUACAAGCAAUCAAGAGGUCUUGUUGAUCCUGAACUUCUUGCAAGAGAGACCGUUUUUAGUGUUAGUGAAAUAGAAGCACUUUAUGAGCUUUUCAAGAAGAUAAGCAGUGCUGUUAUAGAUGAUGGGCUGAUCAACAAGGAGGAGUUCCAAUUGGCGUUAUUCAAAACAAACAAAAAGGAGAGUUUGUUUGCUGAUCGGGUAUUUGACUUGUUUGAUACAAAGCAUAAUGGAAUUCUAGGUUUCGAAGAAUUUGCUCGUGCUCUCUCUGUCUUCCAUCCAAAUGCGCCCAUUGACGAUAAGAUUGAUUUCUCUUUUCAACUAUACGAUCUCAAGCAGCAAGGUUUUAUUGAGAGGCAGGAGGUGAAGCAAAUGGUAGUGGCUACCCUAGCUGAAUCUGGCAUGAACCUUUCAGAUGAUGUUAUAGAAAGUAUAAUUGACAAGACCUUUGAGGAAGCUGAUACAAAACAUGACGGGAGGAUCGACAAGGAAGAGUGGAGAAGCCUUGUUUUGCGACAUCCAUCCCUUCUGAAAAAUAUGACCCUGCAAUACCUUAAGGACAUCACCACAACGUUCCCAAGCUUUGUUUUCCACUCUCAAGUUGAUGAUACCUGAGAUCAGCAAUUCGAUUCAAGCUUCCAUAGACCGGCUUGUUUCAUUCUAGACAGUAUGGUGGUUUCAAAUAUGAAUGCCCCAAGAGUGAGUGUAUGUGAUAUUCUGGUUUAUUGGUUAAAAACAAUUCCUAGUGUGGGUCUAAAUUCAACAGUUGAACAAUCGUCAUCUUCUUUUUCUUCUUCUUGUCAGUGUUAUUGGAUAAUUGGUACUUCCAGACGUGCUGAAAUAUUUAGGUUGUAUUUUUCACUAUGGUAUUGCAAUGUAAAAAGUGAUGCUCCCUUUGGUUUUUUAUUUUUAAA
Molecule: messenger RNA, 1223 nt
Organism: Gossypium raimondii (Peruvian cotton)
Lineage: Eukaryota; Viridiplantae; Streptophyta; Magnoliopsida; Malvales; Malvaceae
Product: calcineurin B-like protein 3
Exons: 10
Coding region: 244-924 (226 amino acids)
Biological process (GO): calcium-mediated signaling
Molecular function (GO): calcium ion binding; kinase binding
Source: RefSeq, a predicted model, not a curated record